Triplophysa dalaica is the source of this 5383-nucleotide messenger RNA. It is a transcript of the gene rapgef1b, whose product is annotated as Rap guanine nucleotide exchange factor (GEF) 1b. Gene Ontology annotation, cellular component: plasma membrane. The record is from RefSeq and is a predicted model, not a curated record. The transcript is spliced from 27 exons. Gene Ontology annotation, biological process: Ras protein signal transduction; positive regulation of GTPase activity. Bases 249 to 3794 code for a protein of 1181 amino acids. Gene Ontology annotation, molecular function: guanyl-nucleotide exchange factor activity. NCBI's taxonomy places the organism in Eukaryota, Metazoa, Chordata, Actinopteri, Cypriniformes, Nemacheilidae.
UCCCACUGGAUCCAGCGGACGGGUUUGCGCUGUUGUGGCACAUAGACGCGCGCGCGCGCAGCCACACCAGCGGUAUCUUUCGCUGUCUGUGCUCGUGAACGGCUCGUUCCCCUCUUAUCGGGCACCCAGACAACCCCACGGACCCGGCGGAUCACAAUGCGUGGCUGAAGUGCAAAAUCCAGGAUUAUUGCGGUGUAAACUCCCUCUUUUCCACCCGUGACCGCGCAAACCGAGGAUCGGGUCCGAUCAUGUCGGGGAAGAUAGAGAGCAAGCACGAAUCUCAGAAGUCUCACCUCUCCUCGUUCACCAUGAAACUGAUGAAGUUUCAUUCACCGAAGAUAAAACGAACUCCAUCGAAGAAAGGAAAACAACUUCAGGUCGAGCCCACCGUGAAGACACCAGAGAAGCCCGUCAACAAGAAGGUGAGCCGAUUGGAGGAGCAGGAGAAGGACGUCGUGAGCGCGCUGAAAUAUUUCAAGACGAUUGUGGACAAGAUGACCAUCGAUACCAAAGUUCUGAUGAUGCUUCCAGGCUCAGCCAGUAAAGUCCUGGAGGCCGUCCUGCCGCUGGUGCAGGGAGAGACGCGGGUUCAUCACAGCUCAGCGUUGUCGUCCUGUCAUAACCGUGUGUAUCAGAGUUUGGCUAAUCUCAUUCGCUGGUCGGAUCAGGUGAUGCUGGACGGAUUCGACCAUGAAGACAAGGACACGGUGACGACGGUUACAACGGUGAUCAAAGCGGUGCUGGAUGGCGUGAAGGAGCUGGUGAAACUCACUAUAGAGAAACAAGAGCAACCGUCCCCAACAUCCCCGAGCAAACCUGUGCCCCUUGUGGCCAAAAUAGAGAGUGUGUGUGAAAAUCCUUUAACUGAACGAGAGAAGGCGAUCCUGAGUAAGACCACGCCUACAGUCACACCCACCGACAGCUUGACUGACAUGUCAGAGGAGGAGGUGGCUCCGCCCAAACCACCUCUACCCGGGUUGAAACUAGCAGAGCACAGGACCAGGAUGCAGUUGUCAUCUGAUGCUGUAGCCGGGCAGCGGAUGGCCACGGCGAUGGAAAUCCCGCCCGCUUUGCCACCGAAGAAGCGACAGUCUGUUCCCUCCCCCACUCGUGUUGCCGUGGUAGCGCCGAUGAGUCGAGUCUCAUCUGCUCUCAGCCCGUCUCCAGGAGCUCUCCGACAGCAUCAGGAGUUUGACGUGGAUCUCCUCCAGAGGCGUUUCUCGGGUGGCAGUCAGUCGUACGGAGGAGAUUCUCCCCGUCUCUCUCCCUGUAACAGUAUGGGAAAACUCAGCAAAUCCGACGAGCAGCUCUCCUCUCUGGAGCGAGACAGCGGCCGGUGCUCACGAAACACCAGCUGUGAAACACUCGAGGGAUACGAUCCUGAUUACGACUUCCUCAACCAGGACCUUUCCGUUUCCGAUCCCUUGCCGUUUCCCACGGGUCCGAGCAGCUGUCUGAGCCCCCUCCCCGAAUGCCAGGUGGAACCGCAGUCCCUAAGCCCCGCCCCGUGCCCCGCCCACACCCGCUUCAGUGCUCCCGUGACCAAUCAGCCUUCCUUGGAUUACUGGACUCCGCCCCCGCCAGGAUCCGCCAAUAGCAAGCGCCCCCCCGCCCUCCCGCAGAAGAAGCGGCGGUCUGCGCCGAUUCUAUCGACCUAUCCUCUUUACGAGCGCCUCCCGUCUCACUACGACAACCUAUCGGAAGAGGAGCAGCCCACGCCGCCCUUCCCUCUGGUGACGCCUGCAUCGCCCGUGCCGCAGGUCAACGGCAGGGAUGACCUCUCGCUGUCCACCGACCCCGACAGCCCGCCACCGCUGCCGGAGAAGAAGGGCAAGCAAAUCCUGCAGUACAUGCAGUUUGUGGAGGAUUACUCGGAGCCGCAGCCGUCUGUGUUUUAUCAGAUGCCUCAGAACGAGAGUAUUUACGAGCAGAGGAGGAAUAAACGCUUUCAGGAGGUUUACGGAUUUAACGAUUCUUACAGCAGCUCGGAAUCUGUGCUCGAGCCCGUGCCACCACCCGCCCUGCCGCCCAAACAGAGACAGCUGGCUUCCCACAGCUCUCCCUCUUCAUCCUCUUCCUCGUCAUCAUCUUUUUCACCGCUUCCUCCUCCUGCUGGCCUUCAGGAGGCUGAGCCUGAUCUGGGUCUUAGCCUAUCAGUGUCUAACUCCUUCCUCAGUGGCCAUUCCUCUUUGACCACGCCUGUGAGUUCCGACCUGGUUGGCUUGACCAAUGCCAGCAAAGGUUUGGAUGGUGGUGGUGUCUCUAACGAGUCCUUGACCAGCUCUCUGGUCUCUCUGGCCGUCUGUCUUCCUUCUGAGUCGUCUCUCUCUGACUCUCUGCUUACCUCCGCGAGCGAAAGUGUUGAUGAAGGCGGCGAGGGGGAAUAUGUGAAUCUAUACGCAUCCACGCACCCCAACGGCGACAGCACACAUCGCACUGACUCCGUAUGUUGUGAUGAUGAAAACCACGCCCCUCACAUACCCUCGUCCAAUAGCAAGGAGGCAUUGACUAAGGACAGACUGAAGGAAUCCAGUCAUGAAGAGAUAGAUGAUAUCAAUGAACUAUCUCUCAUUGAUCACAAUGAGGUUAUGAGCCGCAUAACACUUAAAGCCGAGAACGAUGACGGCCCGGAUGUGAGAGCCGGAUCCGGUGACAUACUGUUAGUUCACGCUACAGAAACGGACCGCAAAGAUUUAGUUUUGUACUGCGAGGCUUUUCUCACCACAUACAGAACCUUCAUAACGCCUGAGGACCUCAUCAAAAAAUUACACUACAGAUACACUCGGUUCUGUCACAGUCCAGACACUUUUAAGAAGCGUGUCAGUAAAAACACAUUCUUCGUGUUGGUCAGAGUAGUGGAUGAGCUCUGUCUGGUGGAGUUGACGGAGGACAUUCUCCGGCAGUUGAUGAAUCUGGUGUUCCGUCUGGUGUGUAAUGGAGAACUGAGUCUGGCGCGGGUUCUGCGGAAGAACAUUUUAGAUAAAAUGGAACAGAAGAGAGUCCUGCGACACACGCAAACACUUAAACCUCUCGCCGCGCUGGGCGUCUCUGCCAGGCCGGGCACGCUGCACGAUUUCCGUAGUCAUGAGGUGGCUGAUCAGCUGACCCUGCUGGACGCAGAACUCUUCUAUAAGAUCGAGAUUCCCGAGGUUCUGCUUUGGGCAAAGGAACAGAAUGAAGAAAAGAGUCCGAACCUCACCCAGUUCACGGAGCACUUUAACAACAUGAGCUACUGGGUGCGCUCUUUAAUAAUGCAGCAGGAGAAAGCUCAAGACCGGGAGAAGCUGCUUCUCAAAUUUAUAAAGAUCAUGAAGCACCUGCGAAAACUGAACAACUUCAACUCGUAUUUGGCGAUUCUCUCUGCGCUGGACUCUGCACCAAUCAGACGGCUGGAAUGGCAGAAACAGACGUCUGAGGGCUUGGAGGAGUACUGCACUUUGAUUGACAGCUCGUCGUCUUUCCGGGCGUACAGGGCAGCGCUGGCCGAAGUCGAUCCUCCAUGUAUCCCUUACCUAGGUUUGAUUUUACAAGACCUGACGUUCGUCCACCUUGGAAACCCGGAUUAUAUUGACGGUAAAGUGAAUUUCUCCAAGCGCUGGCAGCAGUUCAACAUUCUGGACAGCAUGAGACGCUUCCAGCAAGUACACUACGAACUGAAGCGGAAUGAUGACAUCGUCUCGUUCUUCAACGACUUUAGUGAUCACCUCGCAGAAGAGGCAUUAUGGGAACUUUCGCUCAAGAUCAAACCACGGAACAUCUCCCGGCGCAAAACCGAUCGAGAGGAGAAGACCUAGAACCUCAAAUGACGAACGUCAGAGACUGUUUACGGUGAGACCUGAACCACCUGCAGAACCCUGGGAAACCACGCUAGGUUGUUUCAGAUCCGGGAAAUAAACUCAAGCAGUAAAUGCCUCCAAUUUGCACCAAUAAACUGCAACGACCGGCAGUAUUUUCCCUGAUUGUAUCAAGAGGGGAUUUUUGACUCGGUAUGAAUUAACGUAUGCUUACAGUACAUACACACACGCACGUACACGCUUAAGAGGGCUCGGUUCAUUUGAUAUUAAUACACUGUGCCUGCUGGAGUGAGUUCAUUUUUGCUUGUCCUGUUUGGACGUUUCCAUUUGGCCUUCAUGUCAGUCGCUCAUUCUGACUGAUCUGUCGAGGUCAACGUCACCGAUUUCAACCUGGAACUGGAUCGACCUGCGGUUGACGUUCACACCGGAUGAUUUGGGACAUGGGAGGAAGACUGUGCAAUCUGACAGGUUGAUAAAGAAAUAUUCACUGAUCUGUUGAAAUACAAUUAAGUCAGCGGAAGAUGGACUAUAUGAAAUAGAAAAUGAAAGAUGAACUUGACCUUUGGACUCGACCUGCUACCGUGUUGUGUGUAAUUGUUUACCGUCACUGUGUUUAAAGCCGUGUGUGCGGGAAUCUCAAGAAUGAGUCUGUGUCACAUUUCAACAUAAAAAAUCAAUAAAAAUAGACAUACAAAGCCUAUUUUUGGAGUCCUAUUAAAGACACAAGAAAACAAAAAUCUCAUUCCUGUUACUGUAACGCAUGAAUAUUUAUAUUAAAAUUGUCAAGUGCAUUUGGCAGGUUGCAAGAAUUAGUGUGUGCAGAAUUUAACCCGUGAUGUUUUUAAUAAGAGAAUAUAAUUGGGUCUCAUUGGUGAACCAUGAGCUGAUGUAAAGUGGCACAUUUUUUGUUAAUCGUGCAUUGUGCUUGCAUUACAUAAGAUUGUUUAUUUCUAGAUUAUGGUAAUGAGUUUUUUGUUAAUUCACACUUGAAAAUCUUAAUGGUCCUCAAACAGUAUUAGCACACAUGAUAAAAUAAGAUAAAAAGAGGAGAGGAAAAUAUAAACGUGCGUUACGAAAACAAUAUUUUGUUUGGGUAUUUCUCGUGAAAUGUGACCCAGUCUUGACGUCUUUGAGAUUCGCUGGAUUUCUGGAGCAGACUGUAAUGUCAGAGAUGGCCGGGGCUCAGCGUGUGUCUGUUUCAGGUGAAUCUGGGAUGUGUAUGAUAUGUUCGGUAUAAAUGUACGUGUACAGUUGCUAUGUAUAAUCUCUGAUCAUGUAGAGGGCAGUUGUGCGGAACUAUAUUUUCAAACCAAAUAAAUCAUGCACUAAAAUAAUUAACAUUAUUAAGGCAAAAGAACACAAGGACUGAAUAUGCUGUGAUCUCUGGGCACCAGAUAGAGAGAGAUAUUGUGUGUGUUUGCGCGUGUGUGUGUUUUCUACGGAAUGUUGUUCACAUAUGGGAGUAGGAAAGCAAAGACGGCUUUCUUCAGCGUAUGUGUGAUGUUGAUGUUUACUCCUGGGAUUUUUUUUUCCUGUUACACCUAUAACAUCCUGUAUAUUCGCCACCAAUAAAACUGCUCUCUUUGUAA